AUGGCCUUACAACGCAUGCUCUGCAUCGCUUGCUUCGCCCCACUUCUCUUCGCGCUGCGAACAAGAACCAUAUCUGAGCAUGGUAUAGGGAAACUGUCUUCCCUCCCCUCGAAAGCUCAAACGCCAGCCCAAGCCAUAGAUUCUUUCGACCGCGAACUCAGCAAAGCCGAGCCCAACUGUAUCCCUACGUUCUUGUGCGGCACAACGUUGGAAACACCACAAAACACUGAGUUUUACCGACAAGCACUACGAAGAGACCAGCAUCGAAGGAAGCCCGAGGAGCUCCAGGCAAUCGAUAUCGCCUGGCUAGAUAAACAGUGGGGCGGACCAGACUGGCUCCCACAGGACGUCCGACUUGCAUGCUCACAGCCUGGGGUGCCGUUUGAGCCUUCUGCUGAGUUUCUCAUCCACAUGAAGAAGAUUACGAGGCUGGCGCAAGUAAACGGCAUCAGCCUGGAUAUACUUUGGGCAAACGAUGGAGAUCUGAGAUAUGCGGCUACUUCUCAUUUGGCUGGAAUAGGGCAGAAGGCGAUUGUCUCUGAUUACAAUCGGCUGGUAUCUGGUGUUUCACGCAAGAUAAACAAGAUGGUCGCUGAUUGUAUCAGGUUUCUCCCAUCUGCACCUGCUCCCGGCUACCACCAACAAUCUUCUGGUGUGGCGAACCAUGGUAAGAGUGUCUGCACUCACGGUAUCGACGAAGUGUCACUUGUGCCGGGGGCUGGUGCGAUCAACAAACAAGUUUUGAAACCGAUUAGACGCCACUCGACUAUCUCUGACAUACGUAAAGGAAGUAUGGUCAAACAGACAUCUCAAGAACUUACAGACUCAUGUAGGGAGGCAGCGAGUCGCAAAGAGCAGAUCCUCGUGGCGUCCCUUGCACCAGGAGAACUCCAAAGCCUUCGCGCCCAGGCUGCCAAGCACCUUGAAGAAGCGGAAGCCGAAAAGGCAGCUGCCGACUUUGCACUGGGCAACUUAAAAGGAAGAGAAGACCAGAUUCGAGAAAUUCGACAGCACAGCGAAACAUACAUACAAAACGAGAUAAGCGGCCGGGUUCCUGAAGACAGCCUUCUCAACUCGCACGUCAGGGGAGACAGAACGGUUUUCGACACUUUCAUUCAACUCAGAGACUCCUUGCUCGAAGCAUAUCCGGGUAACGUAGACCAGUCUUCCAGCGACCAGCUACGCACAAAUGCAGAAAUCACCCAAAGGUAUAGCGAUGCGAAGCAACGAUUACACACUCUGGAUCAUAUAGAAAAAGCUAGAUUCAUGCAUCACAGCUGUAACGAAAUGAGAGAUUAUCGAAAGAAGUUGCGUGACCUCGUGGAUGAGACCGGGAAGAGAUUGCAGACGAUGGAGAGGCGUGUAUCGAAUCGUUCCAAGGUGCCGAGGAAGAGAACUGGGCUUCGCUGCUUGACAGUGAGAAGUAAGGUCACCGCUAUCCUCCGGGUUGCCAUGAGUUUCGGAGGAUCUUUCCAGUAUUGCUUGUGGAUCGGAUGA
Molecule: messenger RNA, 1497 nt
Organism: Fusarium sp. VM40
Lineage: Eukaryota; Fungi; Ascomycota; Sordariomycetes; Hypocreales; Nectriaceae
Source: the annotation of a GenBank genome assembly